Messenger RNA from Acomys russatus (golden spiny mouse), 1149 nucleotides. RefSeq names its product phosducin (gene Pdc). The coding region runs from base 20 to 760 and encodes 246 amino acids. The transcript has 3 exons. The record is from RefSeq and is a predicted model, not a curated record. Gene Ontology annotation, biological process: regulation of G protein-coupled receptor signaling pathway. Lineage: Eukaryota; Metazoa; Chordata; Mammalia; Rodentia; Muridae.
CCAAGUCCAAGCCCUCAAAAUGGAAGAAGCCCAAAGCCAAAGCAUAGAAGAAGACUUCGAAGGACAGGCCACACACACAGGACCCAAAGGAGUAAUACAUGAUUGGAGAAAGUUUAAAUUAGAAAGUGAAGAUAGUGAUUCAAUUCCACCCAGCAAGAAGGAGGUCCUCAGACAAAUGUCUUCUCCUCAGAGCCGAGAUGACAAAGACUCCAGAGACAGAGUCAGCAGGAAGAUGAGCAUUCAGGAAUAUGAACUAAUUCAUCAAGACAAAGAAGAUGAAGACUGCCUUCGCAAAUACCGUAGACAGUGCAUGCAGGAUAUGCAUCAGAAGCUGAGCUUCGGGCCUAGAUAUGGCUUUGUGUAUGAGCUGGAAACAGGGGAGCAGUUCCUGGAGGCCAUUGAAAAGGAGCAGAAGGUCACCACAAUCGUCGUCAACAUUUAUGAAGACGGUGUCAAGGGCUGCGAUGCACUCAACAGCAGCUUAGAGUGCCUUGCAUCAGAGUACCCAAUGGUUAAAUUCUGUAAAAUAAAAGCUUCUAAUACGGGAGCUGGGGACCGCUUUUCAUCAGAGGUACUCCCUACCCUGCUUGUAUACAAAGGUGGGGAACUCAUAAGCAAUUUCAUUAGUGUUGCCGAACAGUUUGCUGAAGAAUUUUUUGCUGGGGAUGUGGAGUCUUUCCUAAAUGAAUAUGGAUUACUACCAGAAAGAGAGGUGCUUGACCCAGAGCAGACCAACAUGGAAGACGAAGACAUGGAGUAAUUGUACACUAUGUCGGCAUCUCAGGGCUAGCCUUUACACAGUGAAUGCUAACUUUUGGUAGUAUCUAUAUUCCUUUAGCAAACACUAAAUGUGGCCAUGGCUAUUCAAAUUUGCGGUGGAAAUACACUAAAAUCAUGUAAAUAGCAUUUUUAGUACUAGCUGUAUAAACUGAGAUAAUAUUUUACUGCAGAAACAUUAGGGUUCUUAGCAAAUAAUUAGUGAACAAAGGAGAUGGAUAACGUCAACAUUACAUCAUUUUAAAAAUCCCUUUCAAGUUAUGUGUUAGCUUUUUUACUCCUCAUUUUUCCCUUGGCAUUUUUAUUUGGGCUUUUGAAACUGACUAUUCUUAUGAAUUGGCUUGUAUAAUAAGAAUAAAAGCCUAUGAAGAA